GAGGUGUGGCAUCUAAGAUUAAUUUACACGUGACAAGUUGAGAAGUCUGAGGUGAAUUACACUGAAUUUAAAGAAUGAAUAUAAGACAAGCUACUCCAGAUGACUUACUUAACAUGCAGCAUUGCAAUCUUCUAUGUUUACCCGAAAACUAUCAAAUGAAGUAUUACUUUUAUCACGGUCUCUCGUGGCCCCAACUCUCAUACAUUGCCGAAGAUGACGAAAAACGCAUCGUGGGAUACGUACUUGCUAAGAUGGAGGAAGAUCCAGAUGAUAUCCCACACGGUCACAUCACAUCGCUAGCCGUUAGGAGGACGUACAGACGUCUUGGACUGGCACAGAAACUAAUGGAUCAGGCUAGUCGAGCCAUGGUAGAAUGCUUUGGAGCUAGAUAUGUGUCACUACAUGUCAGAGUUAGUAAUAGAGCAGCUCUUCACUUGUACGAAAACACGCUCCACUUUAGCAAGGAAGAUGUGGAAGCUAAGUAUUAUGCUGAUGGUGAAGAUGCUUUUGCAAUGAAGAGAGAUCUGUCCAAUGUUGCUGAAAUGAUUGCCAGAGAAAAGAGAGACGAGCCUUCAAGACAUCAGAAAUCUCUUCCAGGGAGCAGGAGGAAUAAAACAAGUUGAACAAAACGAGAAUUAUUAUCAUUUAAAAUUAUUACCAAUGCAAUAACAAUACUGGUAAAUAAUAGUGUAUACAUUAUACCAAGUGUAUUAAUACACAA
Molecule: messenger RNA, 721 nt
Organism: Amphimedon queenslandica
Lineage: Eukaryota; Metazoa; Porifera; Demospongiae; Haplosclerida; Niphatidae
Product: N-alpha-acetyltransferase 11-like
Exons: 5
Coding region: 75-623 (182 amino acids)
Biological process (GO): N-terminal protein amino acid acetylation
Cellular component (GO): NatA complex
Molecular function (GO): protein N-terminal-serine acetyltransferase activity; protein-N-terminal-glutamate acetyltransferase activity
Source: RefSeq, a predicted model, not a curated record